GUCUGUGUCCCCUGAUGGAAGAAAAAAUCUCUUUUGGGAUGUUAUGAGGUUAUGCAGGUGGCACCAUUGUUAUGUUCUUCUAACCAUUGAAGGACUUGUUGUUCCUGUGGGAACAGUGUUGUCAUUGUCAGCGUGGAAACACAAAAUGUAUCCUGAGGGACACAAAUGGAACUACGUGAACAUGUAGUCCUCAUUCUGCAGAUUUUAUUAAGCAUGAGGCAGGACAUAAGAAAAAUAAUUAGACUAAAGGCCUGUUUUAGUCAGUAUAAUAUACAAGUGGAUCUAAAACAAAGAUUCAGACAGACAGUAAAUGAUUGGCAACCUUUUGUUUAAGUAAUUUUUUGGGGGAAAAAACAUUUCAUAGUUCCAGCUUCAAAAAAGGAGAAAGAUUUAACGUUUUUCAUUUUAUUUAUUUAUUUUUUCUGCAAAGUAUUCUUUUACUCCUUUUACUUUAGGUACAUUUUCCAGGUCAUACUUAAAUACCUUUGCAUAGGUAUAACCUUUUAAAUGUAGUACUCAUAAACAACAGUAUUUUCACGGUGUAGUAUUAGAUUAUAGAUUGUAAUUGGUGGUCCUACGCAGCUUCACUUAUUUAACAAGUGUUCAAGGUCAAAUCCAAGGAAGCACCAACACCAUCAGAUGGGGACAAGGAAUGUGUUUUAAAAAUAAAAAAAGUUUCCUUUUCUUAUUUCAUAUACAGCAUCUUUGUUGGUAUAAGAGUUUGAAACACAUUGCUUUUUACAUAGCUGUUUUUGAAAUUUGAAAUAAUGUAAAAAAAGCUUUGUGUCUUAUAAAACCUCUGGUAUACAGACUUAAAACUGGCCCUAUCUCGUUUGUUCUGUGUUUGACACAUCGAAGGACGUUUUCGGAAGUAGCAAUUCAGUUUCACAAAGUCUACCACCCUCAUUUUAAUGAAGACAAGGUAACUAAAAUCUUCACAGAAAAAUUUCAAGGACACUUCUGUCUACCACAAAGUGUUCAUGUAGUAGCAUAACAUCUUACAUCUAUCUGCAUUAUAAGAGGAAACCCCUUUUCCAAAUGUCAAGAUAAUUACCAUCUGUAGUUUUUAGCUUUUGCAGUUGGGUUUGAGUUGUUCUCAAUCCACACAUUUUAAUCUUAUAUUACCUUUUAAUAUCUGGUCGUGACUGUAAAAGGGAGGUUUAGUACAAGACGUCAAUGAUGACCUUGACUGUAGUUGACUGACUUUUUAAAUGUAUCAUAUCCCAUUACAGUGGUCUGUUUAAUUGACUGCACGCAUCCCCCCAUUCCUUGUCUUCAGCUCGGCAUGUCUUGAUAACUUCCAUGCACUUUUCUUGAGUUUGUCGCCACCAGAAAACCCUCCACCAUGGCCGUCCAUAUACCAGGCCUGAUAAUGAUGGUCAUCUUCUACCUGCUGGUGUUGGGAGUCGGCAUCUGGGCGUCUGUUAAAUCGAAAAAGAUGGAGAAAAAUACCAACAGUGGACAGCUGGAAGUUUCUUUUCUGGCUAACCGGAGGGUGAGCUUGGCGAUGGGAGUCUUCUCAAUGACGGCUACUUGGGUUGGCGGUGCCUUUAUCAUUGGAGUUGCAGAGUCGGUUUAUGACCCCACAAAGGGACUCAUCUGGGCUCUUAUUCCUCUGCAAAUGUCAGUUUCCUUUAUUAUUGGUGGACUGUUCUUUGCAAAGCCAAUGCGGGACAAUAACUACAUCACCAUGAUGGAUCCAUUUCAGAAGAAGUAUGGGAAAACUCUGACCGCAGUCCUUGCCACUGUCCCAUUCAUCAGCGAACUGAUGUGGGUUCCAGUCACAUUGAUAUCCUUGGGGGUUACUGUUAGCGUUUUCGCAGAUCUACCUUUGAGUCUUUGCAUCUGGAUCUCCUCUGCAGUAGCUAUCAUCUACACUGUUCUUGGAGGACUCUAUUCGAUAGUUUUCACCGAUGUCGUGCAGCUGUCAUUGGUAUUUUGUAGCUUGUGGCUGUGUGCCCCCUUUGUUCUGGCUAGUGAAGUUUAUACUGACAUCACUCAAACAGCUCUCAACCACACCAAUCAGGCCUCCUGGAUUGGCCACAUUGAGUCUGAUGAAGUGUGGAGAUGGAUUGAUAAUUUCCUAGCAAUGAGUGUUGGAAAUCUGGCAUUUCAAGACUUCCACCAAAGGACUCUUUCAUCCAGCUCCACGUCUACAGCUAGGAUGAUCUGUUUUAUAGCGGCAGGUGUCGUCCUCCUUCUUGGAAUUCCACCUGUGCUGAUCGGUGCUGUUGCAGCCUCAACCGACUGGAACUCCACCACAUAUGGUUGUCCUUCUCCGUAUGAGCGAGGAGAGGCGGCCAUGGUGUUGCCCAUAAUCCUUCUGCAUCUUACCCCAACGGCCAUUUUUGUUGUUGGCAUGGGAGCCAUCGCCGGUGCAGCAAUGUCUUCCACUGACUCGUGCCUGUUGGCAGCAACCGCCAUCUUCACCACCAACAUCUACAAGAUCAUCAGACAUCAGGCAUCGCACAGAGAGCUGCAGUGGGUGAUUUGCGUCUCCAUAGCGGUGGUAGGGAUUGUGGGAACUUCCCUCACCUACCUGGACAGCAGCAUCUUGGCUUUCUGGAUCCUGAGCUCAGAUCUGACUUACACCAUAAUGCUCCCGCAACUCAUCUGCGUCCUCUUCAUCAGGGUUUCCAACGGCUACGGGGCCACUACAGGCUAUGUCGUUGCUAUUGUGAUGAGAGUUUUGUGUGGAGAACCCGUGUUCAAUCUUCCUGUCAUCCUGCAUUUCCCAGGUUGCACUUGGAAGGACGAUGUUUACAUUCAGCACUGGCCUUUUAAGACUACUUGCAUGCUGUCUGCUUUGAUCUCCAUUGUGAUAAUUUCCUAUGUGGCUUCAUUCCUGUUCAACAAGAAUAUCCUUCCUGAGAGGUGGGACGUGUUCAAGGUGAAAUACCAGAAAACACCAGCAGAUGGAGAAAAGGCUGCUGCUCGUAAUGAAAAUGAACCAAUGCUUGAAACAGGUUGCUAAUAUUACAUUUCUAUUGACUUAAUGUCCUAUUUUCUUUUUGUAACAUUGUUUUUGUUGUAAAUAAUGUUCAUCAAAUACCAAUCACUUUUAUGAUAAGAAAACAAAGAAUUCAUAAGUAAUUACUACAUUUCUAUUCCUUCUGCACUUCGGCUUCCACACAUGGGAUUAUUAAUGAUGUCUGCAUAAAUCGGAUACACAAUAGAGAGGCCAAUACAACUGAUUUUUAAUGUUCAAUAAAAUACAAAACACUAACAGAUCAAAUUUUUAUUUUAAAUUAUUUUUUUAUUAGAAAGAAAGUCAUGGAAACAAAUCCCCCCAAACCAGUUAUCUGUUGGUGUUGGUGCUUCCUGGGAUUUCACCUAAACACUUGUUAAAUAGGUUAAAUAGGUGAGGCUACAUAGGACGACCAAUUACAAUCUAUAAGCUUUAUGACACAAAUAUUGAAGUAACAGCAGGAACCUGUCACUACACACCACAUAUAUCAACAAAGACGUGUGACAACAGGUUCACAUAUUAUAGUUUUUUUUUAAAGUCACAAAACAAAAAAACAAUACCAUGAAAAUAUGCUCAUAUAUUAUUAUUUUUGUUUCUUUUGAAUUUAUACAUGAUUUAGAAUUGUAAAAAAGCAAAUAUAUUUAAAUACAUUCCUCUUUAUGUGAUAAGUAUUUCCUGGAUCACUUACAACUAUUCAUUGCGCUGCCUCUAAAGAAAUCCCACAACAGCUUUGCAGUUUAGUAUAUACUGUACAUGAAGCAUAUCAAAAAGCACUAUCAAAAUACACUGUUGCUGGAACAUUAAUAAGCUUAUCUGAAAAUAAUUUUCCGUAUAUUUUAUGCCACAGAAUGUUCUUUACUCUUAAAUGAUCGUCUUAAUCACUAAUGUACUUUGAGGCUUGGUAGAAAUAAUUAAAUAGCUAUUGUGGAAAGCAAACUUAACAUCUGUAUAAAAUCAAUACAAUUUCUAAUAAAACUGAAGAAAUAAUUCAAUAUGUUUUAGUUGUGACCAAACACAGAAACACUCUAAAGAGAGGGUACAGUGUUUGCACUGUGUGGAGGAAUUCUGCUCUGCAGAAACGCAUCUUGUUCAGCAACACCCUGAGGAUUUUUUCUGAGGGGGAUCUUUGUGUAACACCAUGGCUUCCUCUCUUGUGUCGUGUUUUUGACUCAACAUCCUGUCAGCAACAACACAAAUAGUGUCAUGUUGGCAAUAAACAUUACAACACAAAUCAUUUGAAAGGACAUGUACUUAAUAUAGGUAUGGUAAACAGGAAAGUGAUAUGUGUUACCUGGCCACAGUUUCCAAGCCCUGAACAACGUUUUCCCCCGUGACGGCGCUGCACUCCAUGAAUUCAAAGUUAUAUUCCUGUGAAAGCAAACCUGCUGUUUUAAUGGGAAUGCUUAAUCAUUUAAAACAACCACAUGAUUGAGUUUUUGUCUGAGCUAAAAGUGUAUGAGCAUGUCCAAACCUUAGCAAGAAUCUCCGCCUCAUGAGUUUUAACCUGCCGCUCUGUACGAUCACUCUUAUUGCCCACAAGUAAAAUGUUCACGUCUUCUGCAGCCCCUUCCUGCAAAACAAAGAUUAGAUUUAUUAUUGUUUGGAUUUAAUCAAA
Molecule: messenger RNA, 4583 nt
Organism: Eleginops maclovinus (Patagonian blennie)
Lineage: Eukaryota; Metazoa; Chordata; Actinopteri; Perciformes; Eleginopidae
Product: high affinity choline transporter 1-like
Exons: 8
Coding region: 1346-2974 (542 amino acids)
Biological process (GO): acetylcholine biosynthetic process; choline transport; transmembrane transport
Cellular component (GO): plasma membrane
Molecular function (GO): choline:sodium symporter activity
Source: RefSeq, a predicted model, not a curated record